Auanema sp. JU1783 is the source of this 375-nucleotide messenger RNA. Lineage: Eukaryota; Metazoa; Nematoda; Chromadorea; Rhabditida; Rhabditidae. The record is from the annotation of a GenBank genome assembly.
AUGAAUCACUCCAUCCAGCUCGCUGCUUGUCUUCUAAUCAUUUCAUCUUUAGCAACAUUGCCAGCGGCUCAAUAUUUAGGUGAACGAGCAUACGUGCUCCAACAGCGAAUGGAAUGCAAGGGUGGAAAGGUUUAUGAUAUUGACAACGUCCAGGACAUUGAGCAAUGCAAGGAGGCCUGCCGUCAAUUCGAUUGCGAUGCUGUUAACCUUUUCCAACUGGGAGAAUUCUCUUUCAAAUGUGAAGUUCUCAGUUAUACAAACGGCAUGGUUCCCGCGACUGGAGCUGCCUGCUACUAUGCCACUGAUUCAGGAGCAAUCAAUGGAGGAGGCUAUGGUGGAUAUCCCAACUGGGGAAGCUUUGGAAAAAGAAAGUAA